Macrosiphum euphorbiae (potato aphid) is the source of this 648-nucleotide messenger RNA. The record is from the annotation of a GenBank genome assembly. NCBI's taxonomy places the organism in Eukaryota, Metazoa, Arthropoda, Insecta, Hemiptera, Aphididae.
AUGGGAAAGGUCACAGUUAUUUUAGCUGGUGACUUCCGACAAACGCUACCAAUAAUAACAAGAGGAACGCUGGCUGACCAAAUAGAUGCGUCCCUGAAAAAUUCAUAUCCUUGGAAACAUACUGAAAUUAUAAUGCUUAAAAAAAACAUGAGGGUAUUUUUAACACAUAAUCCGACAUUUAAGGCUUUUUCAGAACAAUUACUACUCCUUGGUAAUGGAAAAUGGCCUGAGAAUUCGGAUAUUAUGAUUGAAUUUCCAUCUAACUUCUGCAAUAUUGUAAAUUCAACUGAAUCAUUAUUAAAAAACGUAUUCCCUGAAAUACAAAAGAAUUAUACCAAUCAUGAAUGGUGUUGUAAAAGGGCCAUUCUUGCCCCAACAAAUAAUAAAGUAAAUUACAUUAACAUAGAUAUAUCAUCCUCUCUUCCAGGAGAGAGUAAAACUUACAAAUCAAUCGAUACUGUAUGCAAUCCCAAUCACACAGUACACUACCCUAUGGAAUUCUUACAUUCUUUAGAAAUAUCGGGUUUGCCAUCACAUAUCUUAACUUUGAAAAUUGGAGCACCCAUAAUGCUUUUAAGAAAUAUUAAUCUGCCAAAAUUAUGCAAUGUUACGCGGUUAUAUGUUAAAUCUCUAAACAACAAUAUAUAA